AUGGAUGAUAAUAGAUUGCAUGAGUAUUGUGAUAAUCUUCAAAUUGCUUUAACAUAUAGUGGCAAAUCAGAUAUUGAUGCUGAUUAUUUAUUUUCUGAAUUGCAACCCGGCCUACUCAGCCUCGCCGACCUCUGCCGCCGCACCGACUACCCUGCCCUCUGCCUCGACGCCGCCAAGGCCUACGGCCACGCCUACCCGUCCCCGCCCGACGCCGCAGCGCUGCUGUCGAUGCACCUCGACAUGGCCGCCGACCACACGCGGACGGUCAAGGCCGAAGCGGAGGAGCUGCUCUCCAAGGGCAAGGGAAGCCCCCGCGAGAAGGGGGCGAUCGACGUGUGCAACACGCAGUUCGGGGACGCCAUCGACGACACGGAUACGGUGCGGGAAGCGGUGAAGGGGCGCGACGCCGGCACCGCCAACACCGUCCUGAGCGCCAUCAUCACGUACUACGACACCUGCGACGACGCCUUCGCGGAGAUCCCCCUGCCCAACCCUUUCGCGAAGCAGGACGACUCCCUCUCCAAGAUCAUCAGCAACGCGCUCGCGCUCGUCCCGAUCGUGAUUUCCUAA
Messenger RNA from Zingiber officinale, 570 nucleotides. Its product is annotated as pectinesterase 3-like. The transcript is spliced from 2 exons. Gene Ontology annotation, biological process: negative regulation of catalytic activity. Gene Ontology annotation, molecular function: enzyme inhibitor activity. NCBI's taxonomy places the organism in Eukaryota, Viridiplantae, Streptophyta, Magnoliopsida, Zingiberales, Zingiberaceae. Bases 1 to 570 code for a protein of 189 amino acids. The record is from RefSeq and is a predicted model, not a curated record.